CCAUGAUUUCAUUGUCGUCUAGUCCGGUUAGGAUACCUGGCUUUCACCCAGGCGACCCGGGUUCAAGGCCCGGCAAUGGAAGCGAAAUUAUUAUUAUUACUAUUAUUAUUUUUUUUUUUGUGAAAAGAAAUAAAUUUCCCUCUCACGCCACUUCUCGACUUUCGAGGGCAUACGCAGAGGCAGAGUCCUCACUGAAAGAGCACCAUCCAUCGAUACUUAGAAGGGAAAAGAGAAUAGGUUUAGUUUUUUCCUUUUUGCUGUCCAGAUCUGAUGCAUCCAUUGCCCACCUAAUUAGCUCCUUUAACUCGUCUCUGAACAUUUCUCCAUAUGUUUACCAUUUUGACCCCAUUGUAAUUACUGAAGGAAGUUCCUCUUGAUUGAUUGGCAAUCUUUCCUGGAAAAUUUUGAAAAAAUGAAGAGAGAACCACCUAAGUUCCCAUGCUUAGAGACAGAGCUAGACAGAAUCAGCAGCUUACCUGGGCAUGUUUUAGACCAAAUUUUAUCACAGUUGUCAAUUAGAGAUGCAGUGAGAACAAGUGCUUUGUCAAGGAAGUGGAGGUACAAAUGGGCUAAAAUUCCACAUCUUGUGUUUGAUAAUAAAUGUGUCUCGAUCCCGUCUCAAGAUCAAACUCUCAUCAAGGAUAAACUUGUCAACAUAAUUGAUCAUGUCCUGUUACUUCACAAUGGACCAAUACAGAAAUUCAAACUUUCUCACCGAGAUCUACUGGGUGUCAGUGACAUUGAUCGAUGGAUUCUUCAUUUGUCAAGAAGUUCUAUCAAAGAAUUUAUACUUGAAAUAUGGAAGGGGCAGCGGUAUAAAGUGCCUUCUUCUUUAUUCUCUUUUGAGCAUUUGAUUCAUUUGGAGCUAUUUAACUGUUUGCUGCAACCUCCUUUAACAUUCAAAGGCUUCCGAAGUUUGAAGAGCCUUGAUCUUCAGCACAUUACUCUGACCCAGAAUGUGUUUGAAAAUUUAAUAUUCAGCUGCCCUCUGCUGGAGAGGUUGACUUUGAUGAACUUUGACGGUUUCACUCAUCUUAAUAUCAAUGCUCCAAAUCUCCAAUUUUUUGACAUUGGAGGUGUUUAUGAUGAUGUUACUUUUGAAAAUACUUUUCAGUUAACUCUAGUUUCUAUUGGCUUGUACGUGAAUGUCCAAAAUGACCGAAAUGUCGGUCAUGGGAGCUCUAGUAAAUUGCUCAGGUUCUUUGCUAAUCUGCCUCACAUUCGAAGGCUUGAGGUACAGAGCUACUUUCUGAAGUAUUUGUCUAUUGGCAAUGUGCCAAGCAGAUUGCCAAAACCAUGCUUUGAUCUAAAUUACCUUUCUAUACGAAUAAAUUUCAAUGAUUUGGAGGAGAAUUCAGCUGCUUUGUGUCUUUUAAGAAGCUCUCCGAAUGUGCAAGAACUGGAGAUGCUGGCUCGCCCGGAGGAGCAGACUUCUCUGGGGACAAUAACUAACUUCUGGGAAGAUGACCAUUGGAACAAUCUAUUUGGCCAACUAAGACUUGUGAGAAUUGUUGGGAUCAGUGGUAUAAGGUGUGAACUUGAUUUCAUGAACUUUCUGCUUUCAAACUCUCCUGUGCUUGAGAGAAUGACUGUGAAGCCAGCUUCUAGUGAUGGAGGAUGGGAGUUGAUAAAAGAGUUGCUGCGAUUCCGGCGAGCCUCAGCGCGAGCAGAAAUCAUUUAUCUUGAUCCAUAAGUAUGCUUGGUAUGGUUGCAGCAUUAAAAAGAAAUAUGUAAAGAACAUGUGAACUUCCGAUGUGGAUAUAAUAUGCAUUUGUGUUAUUUUUGGUUAAUUAGGCAUUGCAUAGUUAAUUAUCUCAAGUAUAUGACUAAAAAUGAUGGCGAUUAGUACUUUUAGCUGAAAUCAUUUGCUUAGAUGCAGAGUGGGGUGUAUGAUUGAA
Ricinus communis (castor bean) is the source of this 1898-nucleotide messenger RNA. Its product is annotated as F-box/FBD/LRR-repeat protein At1g13570. Gene Ontology annotation, molecular function: protein binding. Bases 413 to 1693 code for a protein of 426 amino acids. Lineage: Eukaryota; Viridiplantae; Streptophyta; Magnoliopsida; Malpighiales; Euphorbiaceae. The record is from RefSeq and is a predicted model, not a curated record. The transcript has 5 exons.